Molecule: messenger RNA, 4023 nt
Organism: Cricetulus griseus (Chinese hamster)
Lineage: Eukaryota; Metazoa; Chordata; Mammalia; Rodentia; Cricetidae
Source: RefSeq, a predicted model, not a curated record
CGGGAAACUGCUCGGUACAGACACAUCUGAGGCUGGCUGUUGCAUCCUGCUGCUGUCUGUUCGUGUUUCCCGAGCCUGCAGGGGAAAAGCUUGUCACCUCCUCGGCGUGUGGAGUGACAAGACUGUUGCUGUUGCUCCUCGGGUGAGGGAAACAGGACUGCAUAGCGCGCAGAGGACGAUCCCCCGCCUCCUGAAAAUACUAGUUCUUAGAAAACGGUUCAGGUAGGCAAAGGGAAACAUGCCGGCCACACAGAAGCCCAUGAGGUAUGGGCAUACGGAAGGACACACCGACGUCUGUUUUGAUGAUUCUGGAAGUUUCAUUGUGACUUGUGGAAGUGACGGUGAUGUGAGGAUGUGGGAAGAUCUGGACGAUGAUGAUCCUAAGUCCAUUAAUGUUGGAGAAAAGGCAUUUUCAUGUGCUUUGAAGAAUGGAAAAUUGGUCACUGCAGUUUCUAAUAACACCGUCCAAGUCUAUACAUUCCCUGAGGGAGUUCCUGAUGGCAUAUUAACACGCUUCACCACAAAUGCAAACCAUGUGGUCUUCAAUGGAGACGGUACUAAAAUUGCUGCUGGGUCAAGUGAUUUUUUGGUCAAAGUUGUGGACGUGAUGGAUAACAGCCAGCAGCAAACAUUUAGAGGACAUGACGCCCCUGUUUUAAGUCUGUCUUUUGAUCCUAAGGAUAUCUUUCUGGCGUCAUCUAGUUGUGAUGGAACUGUCAGAGUGUGGAAUAUUUCUGAUCAGGCAUGUGCUGUUAGUUGGCCAGUACUACAAAAGUGCAACGAUGUGGUGAAUGCAAAAUCCAUCUGCAGACUUGCGUGGCAGCCCGGAACUGGGAAAUUAUUAGCAGUUCCUGUGGAAAAAUCUGUUAAGCUGUACAGAAGAGAAACUUGGAGUAAUCCAUUUGAUCUUUCAGAUAGUUCUAUCACUCAGACACUCAAUAUAGUUACCUGGUCUCCCUGUGGGCAGUAUUUGGCUGCAGGUACUACUAAUGGCUUAAUUGUAGUUUGGAAUGUGGAAACCAAAGACUGCAUGGAAAGGGUAAAACACGAGAAAGGCUAUGCCAUUUGUGGCCUGGCCUGGCAUCCUACUUAUGGUCGAAUAUGUUAUACUGAUGUGGAAGGCAACCUUGGGAUCCUGGAAAAUGUUUGUGACCUCAGUGAAAAGGUGUCAAGCCAUAAGGUGUCUAGUAGAGUGGAAAAGGAUUACAAUGAUCUUUUUGAUGGAGAUGACACAAAUAGUGCUGGCGAUUUUCUAAAUGACAAUGCAGUUGAGAUCCCUUCUUUUUCAAAAGGAAUUAUAAAUGAUGACGAUGAUGAUGAUGACCUCAUGCUGACUGGGGAUCGUCUUAGACGGCGAAGUCACAUCUUGGGAGAUGAUGAAAACUCAGUUGAUGCUCCAAUGCUAAAAUCUGAUCUUCACAAAGAGGAAGGGGAAGAUGACCAGGCAGGCAGUAUUCACAGCCUCCCCCUUACAAAAUCCCAAAGGCCAUUCUACGAUGGGCCCAUGCCAACACCCCGACAAAAGCCUUUCCAGUCAAGUUCUACACCCUUGCAUCUCUCUCACAGAUUUAUGGUGUGGAACUCUGUUGGGAUUAUUCGCUGCUAUAAUGAUGAUCAAGACAGCGCCAUAGAUGUGGAGUUCCACGACACCUCCAUACAUCAUGCAACGCACCUAUCUAACACUUUCAAUUACACAAUGGGAACUCUUUCCCAUGAAGCUGUUUUGUUGGCGUGUGAAAGCACUGAUGAAUUAGCAAGCAAGCUUCAUUGCCUGCACUUCAGUUCAUGGGAUUCAAGCAAAGAGUGGAUAGUGGAUAUGCCUCAGAAUGAAGAUAUUGAAGCCAUUUGUCUAGGUCAAGGAUGGGCUGCUGCUGCGACCACUGCCCUGCUCCUCCGCUUGUUUACUAUUGGAGGUGUUCAGAAAGAAGUCUUCUCCCUUCCUGGACCAGUGGUGUCAAUGACGGGACACGGAGAACAGCUUUGCAUUGUUUACCAUAGAGGUACAGGGUUUGAUGGAGAUCAGUGCCUUGGAGUUCAAUUGCUAGAGUUGGGGCAAAAGAAAAAACAAGUUUUGCAUGGCGACCCUCUUCCUCUUACAAGGAAAUCCUACCUUACAUGGCUGGGGUUUUCUGCUGAAGGUACUCCCUGUUAUGUGGAUUCUGAAGGCUGUGUUCGAAUGCUUAACAGAGGGCUUGGGAAUACAUGGACUCCUGUAUGUAACAUAAGAGAACACUGCAAGGGAAAAUCUGAUCACUACUGGGUGGUUGGUGUCCAUGAAAAUCCCCAGCAGCUAAGCUUUCUUGUAAACUGGAGCGAGAAUUUCGCUGUGUGGAACUUGCCAAUCUAAUGACUCAGAAUGCUGUGAACUUAGCCAUUAAAUAUGCUUCUCGCUCUCGGAAAUUAAUAUUGGCUCAAAAACUUAGUGACCUCGCUGCAGAAAAGGCAGCUGAAUUGGCAGAAGCCCAGACAGAAGAAGAGAAAGAAGAGGAUUUCAGAAUAAAACUGAAUGCUGGUUACAGUCAUACCACUACAGAAUGGAGUCAGCCACGGGCCAGAAGUCAAAUUGAAGAAGACACUGAGGACAGAGAAGAGACUGUUCAAGAAGAAAAAGAACAACCAGAGCCACACAACCACGGGCAGAACUUAUUCCAAAGUGCAAAUUCCCCUGAUAUGCCAGCUCUUAAAUCAGGUGCAGUCUUCUCUAGCAGCCAAGGACGGGUAAACCCCUUCAAGGUGCUAGUCAAUUCCAAAGAACCAGCUGUAUCGAUGAGUUCCACACGCUCAACUAAUAUUUUAGACAAUAUGAACAAAUCAUCCAGGAAGUCCACCCCUCUUAAUCGAGCAGCAAAUAAUGAAAAAUCCCCGGUCAUAAAGCCUCUUGUCCCCAAGCCAAAGUCUAAGCAGGCAUCUGCAGCAUCCUAUUUCCAGAAAAGAACUUCACAGGCUGAUAAGACUGAGGAAGUAAAAGAAAAUCCUAAAAAUCCAUCACCUGAAACUCCAGCUAUGUGCCUUCAAAACUCUGAAAACCAAAGGCCGAAGACUGGGUUCCAGAUGUGGCUGGAAGAAAAUAGAAGUCAUAUUUUGUCUGACAAUCCUGACUUUUCAGAUGAAGCAGACAUAAUAAAAGAAGGGAUGGUUCGAUUUAGAGUAUUGUCCGCUGAAGAAAGGAAGGCAUGGACCAACAAGGCCAAGGGAGAGAUUGCCAGUGAUACACCUGAAGUGAAGAAGCGAAAACAUGAGGUGUGUGAGGCAGAAAACCAGGAAGAAGCAGCAAAGGAGAAUAUGGAUCUGUCUAAAAAACAAAAAACAUCAGCUCUUUCCACCAAUCAGAAACUGUCGGCUUUCGCAUUUAAGCAAGAAUAAAGGAAGGGGAGGGUCAGAAAAUAUUGAAACUUGGCUCCAGCCUUUGGUUAACCCUAGACUUGUUUUAGUCUUCAGAGAGGGUAUUACUAUACUCCUGUGACAGUAUAGUGGGCAGUAUAGAGACAGUGUAGUGGGCAGGGGUGCAGCUCGGUGGUGGAGGGCUUGCCUAGCAUGCACAAGGCCCUGUGGUCCAUCCUUAUUGCCACAAAAGCCAGGAAAGUAAAGUAGCAAUUUGCUGCAUCAGAAACACAACGUAAGAGCUGUCUGUGCAGAUGACUUGCCUUCCCCAGAUAGAAGUGUCAUGAUUGUAGUUACUACCAGGGACACCAUCAUGUCCCCAGGGGUUCCGUUUUUACUGUUUCUUUAAAAAUCAUUAGAAGUCUCAAUCUUAAGACCUCUUUACCUUCUAAGGUUUCCUCCUCCUUCUGUUUAUGUUUCAUAGUAGAAGUGCCAUGGUCGUUGGCUUCCCGAGUGAGUUAUUAUUGAUUACUUUCUUGUCAACUUGAUCUAAGGACUGUGGCUUUUAAUAUGGGCACCAAUGUGUAAAUAAUUUUGUAAAUGAGAUAUUUUGUAUGUCUGGGAACAUACAAAAUAUCUAUGGCUUCCUGUUAUGUUUGUACAGACCGGGUCUUUUAAAUAAAUAAAACUUUGUUAUUUGUA